AUGUUUCAUCGAACGGAGUCGAUCGACGACAUCGGUCUCUCCCGCAUAUUACAAACCGACAAAUCGAACACGAUUUCGUCGUUAACGAAAGUCAUAUGCACGAUCGGUGUGAAAUCGCGAACGGUGGAGGAGUUAUCGAAACUCUUAGAAGCUGGGAUGUCCGUCGCGCGAUUUGAUUUCAGUUGGGGAUCGCACAAAUAUCACACGGAAACGCUGAUGAAUCUGCGACAAGCGAUGAAGAAUACGAAAAUUUUAUGCGCGACGAUGUUGGACACGUUCGGGAGUGAAGUGGCUGUUCGGUUAGCCGCGGAGGACGUGUCUUCCUUCGAUAAAGACGCCCCGAAAACUCCAUUGGAAAUGAAGAAAGGCAAUAAAGUCGUGUUGUCGGUGUGCAACGAUCGAGAAGAUCAGAAGAAGAUGGUAGCCACGUCGGAGUUUUUUCCGGUGGUGAACUGCGAUUCGUUGUGCGAAAUAGUUGCGGUCGGCGACUCAAUUUUCAUCGGGCAGUAUUUGUUUACCGGGUCAGAAACGUCGUCGGUUUAUUUAACCGUCGAAAGUAUUGAUUUGGAAAACAAAGAGAUCGUGUGCACGUGCAAUAACGACGCGUUAAUGCGAGGGGUUUUGUUAACCGUACAAAUAUCAAACGUCGGCGAGAAGUUGCCGACGAUAAGCCGACACGACGAAAACGACAUCGUCAAUUGGGGGGUGAAGAAUAACGUCGAUUUCAUUUCCUUAUCGUUCACGGACAGCGCCGAGGAUGUUAGAAAAUGUAGACAAAUAUUAGACGAACACAAAUCGUUUCACACGAAGAUUUGCGCCAAAAUUGAACGCGCUUCGGCGUUGAAAAACAUCGACGAGAUCAUUCAAGAAGCGGACGGAGUGAUUAUUUCGAGAGGGAACUUAGGAACCGAAUUGCCCGCUGAAAAAGUGUUUAUCUUACAGAAGAUGAUAUUAGCGCGGUGUAACUACGCUGGAAAACACGCCAUCGUCGCUCGAUUGGUGGACACGAUGGCAGAAGCGCCGAGACCGACGCGAGCGGAAGCGACGGAUGUCGCCAACGCCGUUUUAGACGGCGCGGACGCGUUGCUUUUAGGCGCCGAAACGCUCCGAGGUAACUUUGCCUCGGAAACAGUUGCCAUGGUUCGUAAGAUAUGUCGCGAAGCCGAGCGCUUUUACGACCACGAAUCGUUUUACAACGCGCAGAUUUCGCAACGAAAAAUUGAAGCUGGAGAAGUGUCGCAAGCCGAAGCGUUGGCGUCCUCGGCGGUUCGUGCGGGAACCAAAGUCGGUGCAAAACUGAUUGUCGUGUUUACGCGAACCGGGGAAACCGCGCGAAUGGUGUCCAAAUAUCGCGCGCCAAUGCCGGUAGUCUCCUUAGUCAUUCCUCAUUUGCGUCAAGACUCUAUUCGAUGGGUGUUAGAAGGCGAAUCCGACGCGCGAGGCGCUUUACUCGCCCGAGGUAUCGUCCCGAUGUUAGCCAACCCGCAAAACUCCGAAGCGAAUUCGCUUUUACAAAUGGUGUUUGAUUUUGCAAAGAAGAAAGCGGGAUUAGUCAUAGGCGAUCGCGUGGUUAUCAUUCAAAAGUUGAGCGGAACGGCUAUUGUAAAAGUUCAAGAGUUGACGUGA
Molecule: messenger RNA, 1626 nt
Organism: Bathycoccus prasinos
Lineage: Eukaryota; Viridiplantae; Chlorophyta; Mamiellophyceae; Mamiellales; Bathycoccaceae
Product: pyruvate kinase
Exons: 1
Coding region: 1-1626 (541 amino acids)
Biological process (GO): glycolytic process
Cellular component (GO): cytoplasm
Molecular function (GO): magnesium ion binding; pyruvate kinase activity; potassium ion binding
Source: RefSeq, a predicted model, not a curated record